GCGACACAUCACUAUCCGUCAUCGGUUUACGGCACCGUUCAGCAGCUAUCUUCCACAUGGCCUCCGACUCCGACCCAUACUAAUUUGAUGAGUUGUCAGAAAAAAAUAUUCUGCUCAAAAUACAUUGAAUUGCUUUUGAAAUGGGAAAGAGCAAAACCACCAAAUUCAAACGUCCGCAGUUCAACGCUGAGGGUUUACCAGUGAACGCAGUGAAAGAUGAAGAUGAGGACGAAAACUACGGCGAGAGCUGCCCUGCUGCUGAGCUGUUGGAGAAAUUACAGAGCCCCAGCGCAGAUGUGCGAGAGUUUGCAUGUGCCAGCAUUUCUCGCGUAGUGCAGCAGAGCCACACUAUACCAGGAUUCCUGCAAAGAGAUGCUGUGAGGCGCCUGGGCCCCAUGCUGUUGGACAGCAGUGUUGCUGUCAGAGAAACCGCAACAGGAGCCCUGAGGAAUCUAAGUGCCUGUGGAGGUCAGGAGGUGUGUGAAGAUAUGGUGAAGCAUGAUGUCAUGACUCCACUCACAGUUCUGCUGAGAGAGUGCUGUUCUGGAUUUGAGAUUUCUGUUGUGCCAAUGGAAGAUAAGAGGAAUCCAGUGGAGCAUGUCGCUAAUGAAGCUGUGAACUUGCUGUGGAAUCUGUGUGAGAGCAAUACACAGGCUGUCUCCAUUUUUAACAAAGCUGGUCUCCUGGAUGUGGUUGUCCAAUGUUUGGAGAAAUACCCACACAAUGUAGAACUGGCCAUAUCUGCUGCCCACUGUUUACACACUGUGACUGAGGAUAACCCAGAGCUGCUGUGUAGCAUAAACACUACUGUACUUGGAGCCCUGGAAAAUGUGCUGCUGUCAUCUCAGGAGAGCAUGGCUCACACUCUCCUCAGAGCACUAACUGCAGGGAUUUUAUGGAACAUAAAAAGUAGUCUUCCUGCUGCUCACCAGGCCCAAAUCCUCAACACUGUUGUAGCAACUUUGUCGCAGUGUUUGGAUAUAGAUGCUGGAGCCAUUAUCCCUAGACUCAGACAGGCAGAGGAGGACCGCUACCUGAACACAGGGGCUGGUGUGGAAAAUGAAACCUCGAAAGACUUUCCUGUGGAUGAGAUGGGGGAAGAGGGAGAAGAACCAAAUCCAAAGAUAAACGGCAACAGCAAAGCUGUCAAUAUCGAUUAUGAUGUCUCAGACUUAUUGCCUAGGGUUAGAGAGGAGUUGAGAGAGGCGACAGCUUUAUUGACAGCCCAGCAAACGUCUUUGGAGAUCAUUGUCAACAUGUGUUGUUCUGAUGAUCCUUCAGAUGAUGAAUGGGAGGAGUCCUCAAGCAGUGAUGAGAGUGAAUUAGGGCCAGAUAGCCUUUGUGAUGGAGUGUCAAGCCUUAUGUCUCCCUUGUGUUUAUCUGCUGAAGUUCAUGGAGCUUUAAUUAUGCAUUGCAUUCCCCAAAAGGUGAUCAAAAAGACUGAGUUCCCUAGCCCUGAAGCUAUUAAGAUAUGCCACCCAAAUCCUGCAUGGAAAUGUCUAAUUAAAAGAUUGGAGAGAGUACAGACACGAGCUUUGACAUGCCUUCAUAGUAUCCUUUCUACGAUGGAUGUGGAGUCUCUGGGAGGAGUAACAGCUCUGCAAGAGGCAGCACUGCACCUCUCAUCAUUAGUUUUUGGAGAGUCAGAAAUACCUAAUGAUGCUGAAUUUCUAGAAGCUGUAACUAGUGCUUUGAGAUCACUAUUGCAGACCAUUGCUUCCAAAAAUAUUCCACAGUGUAUGACACCCCAGCAACUCUUGAGUCUGAGUGAAGCAGCCAGCCGCUGCGAUGUUGUCAGCGUGAGAGUCAAUGCUGUUGCCAUUCUGGGUAUAACUGGCAGUAUUUUGGCAAGGGAGAAAGACACGGCAGAAACAAUCCAGCUUAUUGGAAAUGCCUUACUACAAAUUGCCUCCAAAGAUACUGACCUUGUUGUAAAUGGAGAAGCUCUUGAUGCUUUAUUUGACGUUUUUGCGGAUGGCGAUGAGGCAGAGAUGGCUGCCAAAAACAUUCAGUUGCUCCCUGCACUCAAAGCACUUCAACCUGUAUUUAAGGCCAAGAUUCGAAAAGAGGGAAGAGGAAAGUAUGCCCCACAACAGCUUUGUGUGCUAGACAAUGUGAAAACCAACUUGAGAAGAUUCAUAAGUUAUUUAGAAAAGGUGGUGAAAAAAUGAUCUUUCAGAAGGCCCUAUUAGGUCAUAUCCAUUAAAUAUGUACAAAUUGGCCAAUUAUCCAAUCAGGCAUUGAAGGCAUCUAUCUAGACAGUUAGUUUGAGUUAAUAUCCAGAAGUCUUUGUCAUUUCUUAAAAUACUGAUCUGAAGAGCUACAAUUUAUCCUUCCCUAAGGGGUGGAGCGCUAGAUUAAUUCUAGUUCUUUGCACUAGUACUUUCAUAACAGACAUUGGCUUCUCGUUGGCCAAAACUUCUUGAUUUCAAAAACUCUGCCGAGAUGGCUACCUUCAAAGCUUGAAUAUCGUGGAUGGCUCCUGGACGAAUGAGGGAUAACCUCAACAGAUAUGUUAUCAGAAUCUUAUUUAUUACUGUGGCAGUAAAGCAAAUAUUGCUUUGUUGCUUCUUCUAAUUUACUCUAUUUACUGUUUUAAAUAUUUGUACUGCAUUUUGCAGUAUAUUUUGUUUUAAAAAAAUUUUUUUCAUUUCUGUCUCAUAUCUUCUAUAGGAUAUACAUAUUUCUUUGCGUAACCACUUAGACACAAACUUAAAGUGCAUAUGACAGUUUAGAGUGGGACCUAAACUCCGCCCAGAGCCAUAGUCCAGACAUGCUCUUAAACUGGGCAAUGUCUGAGGAGAAUGGAGGGAUAGGAGGGGUGGGUCUGGACCAACAAGGAACAGCACGACUUGCACUUCAAACUCUGCCCCUGCAGGUAUGAUGUCAUAGGCCUCUUGUGCGGCAUUCAUGUGAUCUCAGAAACUUGAAAACUUAAUUGUUCAGCUAGACAGACUGGCCAGAUGACUACCACGCUAGAUUAACUUGAUAAAAGUUCAUAAAAACAUUUACAAAUGACAAUUGGAUUUUUUUUCAGAGGAUUAUUGGCGUGAGUUUGUCUGAGGAGGUGACGAUAACUUAAUGAUAAAUAAGAUAUUUUUGCUUUUUUUUGGUUUCAAAUUCAUUAAAUGUGUUAAAUUUGUGAAGUAGAAAGGUCAGUGUGAUAUGAAACAAAAUCCUAUAGCGGGGUCCUGUCAAUACGAUGUAGACUUUGGAACUCAGAAUCCAAGUCUUCCGCAUGAGUUACAGAAUUUAAAAUCUGACAUGAAUUUGAAGAUUGAACCUCCAACUCUGAAAAAUGGACACCAAGUUUCCAAGAUCUUAUGAAUGCAGCAUUAAAAUGUAAUGGCAGAGUUUAAGCAUAGUUGACAGCAUACACAGUUUUGGAUCACAAAGCUGCAAAUUAACCUAGUUUGGACUAAAACAGAAAAAAAAAAAAUUAUUUAGUCUUUUGUCACACUUGUUUUUCUUUGUGUCUUUGCUUGGUUGGUGAUAAUACAUAUGGUUAAUAGUUUUACCCCAAUCAAGUGGCAGGCUGGGAAGGAAACUGGUGGAGGGCAAGUCAAAGAAAUGAUGAAAGAUUAAUUUUGCAUACAGGAAAUGCAUUCCAUUUGCAAUUUUUUUUUCA
Molecule: messenger RNA, 3628 nt
Organism: Periophthalmus magnuspinnatus
Lineage: Eukaryota; Metazoa; Chordata; Actinopteri; Gobiiformes; Gobiidae
Gene: heatr3
Product: HEAT repeat containing 3
Exons: 15
Coding region: 141-2171 (676 amino acids)
Biological process (GO): ribosomal large subunit biogenesis; protein import into nucleus
Source: RefSeq, a predicted model, not a curated record